Molecule: messenger RNA, 3601 nt
Organism: Gambusia affinis (western mosquitofish)
Lineage: Eukaryota; Metazoa; Chordata; Actinopteri; Cyprinodontiformes; Poeciliidae
Exons: 4
Coding region: 1-3582 (1193 amino acids)
Molecular function (GO): nucleic acid binding
Source: RefSeq, a predicted model, not a curated record
AUGGCUGCUGCAGAAGUUGAUGCAGAGGGAGACGCGCUGAAUCCGUGCACGGCCAGAGUCAACUGGACCUGGAAAGAAAGACCCAGGAAGCAAAUUCUUCGCUGGGCCAGCGACGCAUGUCCGACUUUGUCUGUCAACGGCGGAGAGACGAGAUCCGACUGGACAACCAGACAACUACAGAAACGCAGCUCUGUCUGCCAGUGGUGGGGCUCCUUCUGCUUGGCCAUGGAUAGCUCCCACUGUUGUGCGGGUUGCGGGGCUGCGCUUCAGGCGGAUGAUGGCCACGACCUGUGCCCUGCCUGCCUCGGGCAUGAUCACCUGGCUGAGGCCCUGUCAGACAAUCCCUGCAUGAACUGCAGCUACAUGCCCCAUGCUGUAAAAGUGGCUCGACUGGCCCAGUUACGCCCCAUGUGUGGGACUGACCUUCCACCUUCUGGGCAGGUGGCCACUCCCAGGCGCUCUAAACGCAGGACUGAGACCGCAUCCUCUGUGGCUCCUCCUAAGAAGAGGCGAGCGAGAUCUGACCAGGGUCUUUCCACGAGGGUUGAACGACUGUCUGCAGAGUUGGCGGAGAUGAAAUCCCUUUUUCAGGCACCUCAGGCGGGUGCUCCGAUGACUGGAUUCUCUUCCCCACCUAUGCCAGAAUUAGCUGUGGAGGAGGAUGUGCUGUCUUUGGCUGCCUCUGCCUCUCAUUUUGGGAAUGAGGAGGAGGAGGAGGCACGGUCGCCUCGCACUUCGGAGACUGGCUCACGCUCUUCCUCUCAGAGUGCGGCUAGUGGUUCGGGUGACGGUUCCAUGCAGGACAUUAUGCUUAUGGCCUUGAGACAGCUGCAGCUGGAUGUCCCUCAAGUGGUGGAAUCCGCUCCUGGCAGUGCUUUUUUCAGGCGCGGACGAGCUCCUGCUCCCUUUUCUGUCCCUCCAUCAGGAGAGUACCUCAGGGAGUUGCAUGCUUGUUGGCGGGACCCUAGAGCCUUCUCACGUCUCUCUGCAGAUGGUCGGGUGUUGGCAGCUAUGCAUGAUUCUGUCCAGUCAGGCUUGGAUCGCAUGCCUGCGGUCGAACCUGCUGUUGCCUCGCUCAUUGUGUCCCCUGAUGAAGCCCUGCGUGAGGAUGUUCGGUGCCCGCGGGCUCAAUGUCGCAUUACAGAUGGUUUCCUCUGUAAAGCUUAUAAUGCUGGAGCUCGUGCCGGCCGCCUUGGCAAUUCCUUGGCACACCUCAUGUUUGCCCUUUCUGCAUCCCUUCAGGAUACCGGUGGGGCUGAUGCUGCUGUUGGCUUUAGCGAUGCAGCACUUCAGGCCUUUGCCUUGAUGACCAGAGAGCUUGGGCGUCUGAUGUCUUUUCUGGUCCAGGCUCGCCGACAGGGGAGUUAUUCGGGUCUGCUGCUUUGGAAGCGCUGCAGCGAACGGUUCAGGCGCGGCAGACUAGACAACAGCUCUCAGGCCUCAGCAGAGGUAUGCCCCCUCCUCCUCAUGAUCCGAGGCGCCCAUCGGUUAGCCCCGGCAUUCGGCCGCCUCGGGGUUGUGAUCGGCCUGGUGGGUUUCACCCUCGUGUGGUACAGCAGAGACCCAGCAGGGACUUUCGUGUGUGCCAGGCACACCCAACCAGGCCCACCCGGGCUGCAGACUCUGGCCGCCGCCCCCCCAGGACCCCUACGGGUCGUGGGGAGAGAAGGUGAUGCUGCCAGGCCAGCCGUCGGAUGUUUUUCCCAUCAGCAGCUCGGUUGCUGGGCUGCUCUCGCUGUGGAUCCGUGGGUGGUUGCCACUCUGACCCAUGGUUACCGGCUACAGUUCCGACGGCGGCCUCACAUCUCCCACCGGGUCAGGGUGACUGUCAUCACCGACCCGGUGAGAGCUCAAGCCCUGGACCAGGAGCUUUCCGCCCUCCUGGCCAAGGGUGCUAUCGAGGCAGUAGAUCCUCUGCGGCAUCCCGGAGGCUACUAUUCGACUUAUUUCCUCGUGCCAAAAAAGACAGGUGGAUUUCGUCCCAUUUUGGAUCUCAGGGGACUCAAUCAGUAUUUAAAGGUCCUGCCUUUUCACAUGCUCACGACUGCAGAGGUUCUUCGGGCUGUGGCAAGGGGAGAAUGGUUUACAUCGAUCGACCUUAUGGAUGCGUACUUUCACGUACCUGUUGCGGCGGAACAUCGCCGCUUUCUCAGGUUUGCCUAUCAGGGUCGCCACUGGCAGUUCUGUGUGCUCCCGUUCGGCCUCUCCCUUUCCCCGAGGGUGUUCACUCGGUGCGUGAGGGCGGCCCUCUCUCCUCUGCAGGCCCGCGGCAUGAAGGUUCUUCCGUACCUCGACGAUUGGCUUCUCUGUGCCCCGUCUCGAGAGGAUGCGUGUCGCGAUACGAGUCGCCUGCUCGCUCAUGUGUCUCGGUUGGGCCUCAAGGUGAACUUGGAGAAGAGCUGUCUGAUUCCAUCGCAGACGACCACUUUUCUUGGGGUGCUCUUGGAUUCUCCCUCCAUGACAGCCUACCCAUCUGUCCAGAGGGUGGACGACAUCCUCCAGCUGGUGAGUCAAUUCAGGCUGGGCAGGCAGCUUCCUUACGUUGCCUUCCUGCGGCUGCUGGGCAAACUAACAUCGGUUACUCGGGUUGUGCCCUUAGGUCUGUUGUCACUGCGCCCUUUGCAGAGGUGGAUCAACAGCUGGCACCUGGAUGCCAAGCUACACCGGAAUCGAAAACUUGUGGUAACAUGGCCUUGUCUUCAUGCCCUGACCCCAUGGAGAGACAGGGCCUAUUUGUCCAGGGGUGUGUCCAUGGGGGUAGUAGUGUGUCGCAGAGAAGUGAUCACGACGGAUGCCAGCUCCACGGGAUGGGGCGCCGUAUGGCAACACAGGGCGGUUCAGGGCCGCUGGGGUCCACUGGAUCGCUCCAAGCAUAUAAAUGUGCUGGAGCUGCGGGCUGUGCAUUUGGCCCUCAGGCACUUUUUGCCCCACUUGGAGGGAAGACAUGUCCUGAUUCGAUCGGACAACACCUCUGUUGUCUACCACAUCAACCACCAGGGCGGCACCAGGUCGGCUCAGCUUCUGCAGGAGUCCCGGGACCUCCUGAACUGGGCGACUGUUCACCUAUGCACCCUGCGGGCGGUGUACUUGCCGGGUCUGUGCAACGGGGUGGCAGACUCCCUUUCCCGGCGAGCACCGGCUCCGGGAGAGUGGUCCCUCCACAGCGACGUGGUCAGCCUGAUCUGGGACCUUUUCGGUCAGGCGGAGGUAGACCUGUUCGCCACAGAGGAGUCGACUCACUGUCCUCUAUGGUUUUCCCUUACAGGGGCCGCAGGUGCACUGGGCCAGGACGCUUUGGCCCAUCCUUGGCCCAGGGUCCUUCUAUAUGCCUUUCCACCCCUUUCCCUGAUUUGGCCAACUCUUCAGAGAGUUCUCGAGGAGGGCCACAGGAUGUUGCUGGUAGCUCCGUAUUGGCCAGCACAGCCAUGGUUUCCGCUUCUAUGGAAUCUGUGUCAUGGGGUCCCAUGGUGUCUUCCGACCCGGAGGGACUUACUAUCUCAGUUGGGGGGCCAGAUAUGGCAUCCAGAUCCUCGUCGCCUCCGACUGUGGGUGUGGCCACUGGGAGGCUCGAACAGCAGCUGACUGGCUAUUCAGGUCCCAU